Messenger RNA from Xenia sp. Carnegie-2017, 1791 nucleotides. Its product is annotated as melanopsin-like. Gene Ontology annotation, biological process: G protein-coupled receptor signaling pathway. The transcript is spliced from 2 exons. Gene Ontology annotation, molecular function: neuropeptide Y receptor activity. Bases 246 to 1559 code for a protein of 437 amino acids. Gene Ontology annotation, cellular component: membrane. The record is from RefSeq and is a predicted model, not a curated record. Lineage: Eukaryota; Metazoa; Cnidaria; Anthozoa; Malacalcyonacea; Xeniidae.
CACAAGACAAAGAAGAAUCAAACGGCAAAACCCAUGCUGGUCAUAAGAUAAUAUGACGAUUAAAAAACAAUAGAAAUCGAUGUAUAAGGUGAAAUCUCCAGUGUAUUAUUGUUAACGAGAAUUUGCCUGCGUAAGGAUCGCUCAAAAAUUACUUUUCAAAAACAUCUUCACGUUAAGAUAAACAGAAUUGAACAAUCGGAUUUCGCUGGAUGAUAUACUACACUUGAAGCAAGAAACCAAUAGUGAUGGUACUCAUAGAAGCAGACAACUACCAUACUUGGGGCGAUAGAAAAAUGUACAUAUUGGCCUAUGCAAGUAUAGUGACCGUCGGUGGCAUAGUAGAAAAUCUUUCUGUAAUAUUUCUCUUUGCCAACUUCAAAUCGUUGAGGACUGUGACGAACAAUUUCAUCAUUAACUUGGCAGUUUGUAAUUUUCUUCUUUCGUUAAUGGACUUGGUUUUUUCACUAUCUUCCCUUUUCGCUUCCGAUUGGUUAUUUGGUAAUAGCCUCGCUAUCGUUUAUGCAUUCAGUUAUUUCAUAUUGGUCAGUGUCUCAAUGGUCAUGCUGGCCGUUAUUGCCAUUGACCGUUACCACGUGAUUUCACGUCCAAAGCUGCCAGUACGACUUACGACAACGAAAUCAAUCAUCGUCAUACUAGCCGUCUACAUCUAUACUCUCACCAUUGCGUCACCAAUACUAUAUGCGCCAGCUGGACUAGAGGUUAGAAUGUAUGUCAGCGGUUGUUACGUAGAUUUUGCUCCUAGCUCAAAGUACGGAUCUGGUACGUAUGCUAUAGUCAUAACGGCGUUGCUUUACGUCGUUCCUUUAACAACUAUGGUUCAUUAUUACUGGAAAAUAUACAAAGUUUUACGAGAUCGUCGAAAGUCUUUGGCCAGCGGUCGUAGAGGUGACACGCCUCACAAAACACAUAGUUGCAAACCAAAGCAAAUACAGAGCACGUCAUUACGACCAGUUAGUACAUAUACCAUGCGUAAUACACCGGUAAAAACUCUUCGUGUCAUAGCAGCGCUCAUCAUCUUUUUUAUAGUAACAUGGACACCGUACCAAAUUGUAUCUUUAGCGAGGGCAUUUCACGGUCGAAUAUUAUUCAACGAUGAGGCUAAAGAGAUUGCUGUAUUACUAACCAAAUCCAUUGUCAUCAUUAAUCCAAUUGCGUAUGCGUUGGUAAAUCAUCGUUUUCAGAAAUGCAUUGCGAAGUUACUUUGUCCCUCUCAGGUAAUUCUCGGUCCGACAACAUGUACUGACAACUCCACAGAUUUUCCACUUAAUCGGAAUGGGCGUGGCUCUGUUAAAGAAUCUCGCAGAAACUCGCGCGGGUCCACUCAAGAGCGUAAACCGCGGCAUCCAUCGCGAGUAUCUCGACUACCAUCAACCCCAGAGGUUUUUGUCUCAGAAUCUUUUAUGCCCAAACGACAUUCAAACUUACGAAAAACGUACAGCGAUAGCCAAAUAAACAAGCAUGCUCGUAUGGAGGAGAGUAAAAUGAGAGAAAUGGAGAGCGUCUGUGUAGACGUAACACAGAUCUUGAUCGUUUCUUAAAACUUUCCAUGAAAACAUCACAGAAAACGAGAAACUGGGACGUAUAUGUUACAUCAUUUUAAAAUCAAAGUUGCCUCAAGUUUAUAAUAUAACUAAGGGACUUUAUUUUAUACUUAUAACUAAUGGACGGUGAGACAUAAACGAACGCUAUAUAAAACUUAGGUCAUGCUUAACGAAAGCGUAUCAUGAAAAACUGGGGUUUAACAUGUAGAAAAAAUUCAAAGUCUUUUAA